This is a messenger RNA of Medioppia subpectinata, 573 nucleotides long. NCBI's taxonomy places the organism in Eukaryota, Metazoa, Arthropoda, Arachnida, Sarcoptiformes, Oppiidae. The record is from the annotation of a GenBank genome assembly.
AUGGGUUACGACUGUUCGCGUUUCACGGAUGAGAUAUCGGAAGAGCUGUUGUGCUCGAUAUGCAGCGAAGUGCUGGAGGAGGCGCUGACCACGGAUUGCGAGCACCUGUUCUGUCGCCAGUGUAUCACCGAAUGGCUGUCAGUGAACCGGACGUGUCCUAUAGACCGGCUCUACAUCACUGCCCGCAACCUGAAGGCCGCGCCGCGUGUUGUCCGCAAUCUGUUGGGAAAGCUGGACAUCCGCUGCGACUUCGCGCCCGACGGCUGCCAAACGGUGGUGGCGUUGGAAGCGCUCGAAAAGCAUGUCAACGACUGUUACUAUAACCCGAAGAAGCGCUUGUGUUGUCAGAAGGGAUGCGACAAAUGGAUGACACGGGAAGAGCUGAAGACACAUAACUGUUGGAAUGAUAUCCGCAAAGAUAUGUUACGACAGGAGCGGGAGAUCGUGGACCUGAAGCGGUGGCGAAACGCCCUCUUCUUCGCCAUAGCGUUGUUAUUGUUGUAUAUCUUGUGUCCGACUCUACUCUUCAGCUUUUAUUUCGAAAAUCUCUUCAUUUUCGAGUCAAACAAAUGA